This is a messenger RNA of Fraxinus pennsylvanica, 444 nucleotides long. The record is from the annotation of a GenBank genome assembly. Lineage: Eukaryota; Viridiplantae; Streptophyta; Magnoliopsida; Lamiales; Oleaceae.
AUGGAUACGAGGGCAGUUCUUGAUGUGUCUUGUUUGAUGCUUUUUGAGGCCAGUGGUGAUUCUGAGAUUGACGGUGUUGAUGAUGCCACUGUGGGCUCGUUCGUGGAGGACGAGGAUGAUGCAGAAUCAUGCAGCUAUGGAUCGUUUGAUUGGAAAUGCAUUAAGGAAAUUGAAAAUGAUUUUGAUCAGAGGGUGGAGUUUUUUUGCUUGAAAGAUGAUGAAGAGGUUGAAAAUGAUGGCAACCAUGAAGAAGUGGAGGAUAUGGUAGAGCAAUAUUAUUGUGGUGGUUACGAGGCGGCGGAGGUGGUGGCGCCUAAUGCCUCUGAAGAAUCUGUGGUGGCUGAGAAAUUCAAGAAACCUAAGGUUUGUGAGGAUCCAAAUAUGAAGAUGAUGCAUCAGAGGGACAGAGAUAGGCUCUUCUGGGAGGCUUGUUUGGCAUCUUGA